AGUUGGAAUGUCGAGAAUGCCGAAAAAAUGUUUAGAGAGUCGAUGAAUUGGAGACAACAAUGGGGAGUCGACGGAUAUUUACGUACAUGGCAACCGGGAGAAGUCAUGGAUAAGUAUAUUGCGUAUGGAGUGAUUGGAACUGAUCCAGAAGGGUGUCCAAUUGCUAUUAUCCCAAUUAAGGGCGUGGACAUUGUUGGAAUUCUACAUUCAGUGAGCCGCCAUGACUUCAUCAGGUUCGCCAUUAACGUCCUGGAGACCACACUGGAAAAAGCCGCAAAACGGGGACAACACGAAAUUGUUGUCAUUUUUGAUAUGGAAGGCUUCCAACUUCGACCGUACGCAUGGCGACCAGCUACACAACUUGUCAUUUCCAUGAUACAAAUGUACGAAGCCAAUUAUCCAGAGUCAUUGAAAGCUUGCUUCGUAAUCAACGCCCCAAGAGUAUUUGCCUUUGCAUUCAAUGUAAUUAAACCCUUUUUGGACGAAUACACAAUCAGCAAGAUCAGCGUUUUCAAAUCAGACCCGAGAAAGUACCAGAAAGCAAUGAAAGAAUGUAUUCCGGACGAUCAACUUCCGGUACACUAUGGCGGAACAAUGGUAGAUCCUGAUGGUGAUCCAAAAUGUCCCUCUAAGAUUAACUACGGCGGUACAGUACCCAAGAGCUUCUACAAAAAGAACUUCGAACAAGACAAAAAACGUGACUACACCGACACGAGUGUAAAAAGUGGUGGAAAAAUAGUUCUAGUUUUCAACGCACCCGAAGAGGGAUGUUACCUUAACUGGGACUUUGUCACUGAAGACCACGACAUCAAAUUCGGCGUCACCUGCAAGGACGACGCCACCGGACACGUUCACCAGGUGAUCAAAGCAAUGCGUGUGCCUUCACAUCAAGUGGAGGAAUCAGGCGCGUUGCAAUGCAAACCAAAUUACACCUAUACGGUGACGUUCGAUAACACAUACAGUAUGUUCAAGAACAAGAAGAUCAAAUAUUCCGUUUACAUGACAGAACCAAUCACCAAACUGGAUAUGAGUGUGUUACCAGCGAACGAAGAGUAACAAUCAACAGAUUUAAACAUUAAAAUAAACUAUUUACAUUAAAUAGAUUAUUCAAUCAGCAAUCUAUAAGAUAAUAUAAUAAAUUUAGAUGUAAACAAUAAUAUUACACCAGGAUAAGGUUGGUUAUUGUACGUUUUGCUCAAAGAUUACACUUAACAAACAGAAAAUGGCGGAUGUGGCAGGUUAAGUAAGAAAAUACAUUAUUUUUGAUAUUUAGGCGUGUUUACGUUUAAAUAAUGAUGAAAUAUUGGCAACAAUUAGUAAAAAAGCAUAUAAAA
Molecule: messenger RNA, 1334 nt
Organism: Dalotia coriaria
Lineage: Eukaryota; Metazoa; Arthropoda; Insecta; Coleoptera; Staphylinidae
Product: SEC14-like protein 2
Exons: 8
Coding region: 28-1056 (342 amino acids)
Cellular component (GO): cytoplasm
Source: RefSeq, a predicted model, not a curated record